UAUGAAUUGAAUUUCUUCGUAUCUUAAACACUAGGUGUCUUCUCAUCUGUCUUACCCUUGAUAUUAAGAAUUAGGCAUCUGAUAUCUGUUGUUAGUGUGAGGUUAAGAAUUAGGUAUCUGAUAUCUAUUGCUAGUGUGAGGUGUUAACUAUACAUGGAUUUAGUUAGAGGUGCGCAAGUUGGUCUGCACACCAUGAUUAUAUAUUCGUAUGUUAUGUGCCGGAACAUCUAUUUCUUUUUUUUGUGUGUGUGAAGUUAUAAGUGGAUCUUAUGAAUUUGAGGAAAAGGCCUAUGGUUUCUCGAGGAAAAAGCAUUUGAAUUUCAUCCUCUUUCUGCUCGUAGUCGUUGUGACAAGCUGCUUCGCGUGAUAAGGAUGAAUUUAGCUGAAGAAUUACUAGUAUUUGUUACUUUUUGGGAGGAUUUUUUUUUGGUUUUAUUGGGACAAUCCGAGAAAAGCGUUUACUUUCUUAGUGAAUUUUGUCAUAAUUUUAGUUAAGAGCUGAAAUCUCGAGCACCGUGAUUUCAGUUUUCGUAACGUAGUUUGCUGGAUUUUGAGCUCAAUCUAGGAAAAUUGAGCUGGUUAUUAUACGAUUGAGAAGUUAAGCAGGCGGGGAAUACUCAUAAAUGUUGUUCUUUUGCUUGGUGUUUUAGUUCGAGUGAGGCGCCUCUUCUUUUAUCAACAAAAGAAAAAAGUGAUGCUUCGUAUCAACUGCUUGGAUUUUGAGCUCAAUCUUGGCAAAUCGAGCGGACGAAUAAAAGAUCGAUUUAAUUAAGUAGUUAAAAUGUCAACUCCUGCAAGGAAGAGACUGAUGAGGGAUUUCAAGAGGUUACAACAGGAUCCUCCUGCUGGUAUUAGUGGUGCUCCUCAAGACAAUAACAUUAUGCUGUGGAACGCCGUUAUAUUUGGUCCUGAUGAUACUCCUUGGGAUGGAGGCACGUUUAAAUUGACGCUUCAAUUCAGUGAGGAUUAUCCCAACAAGCCACCAACAGUACGAUUUGUUUCUCGCAUGUUUCAUCCAAAUAUUUAUGCAGAUGGAAGUAUAUGUUUGGAUAUCCUGCAAAACCAGUGGAGUCCAAUAUAUGAUGUUGCAGCUAUACUUACAUCCAUUCAGUCAUUACUGUGUGAUCCAAACCCCAAUUCUCCAGCAAACUCGGAAGCUGCUCGGUUGUUCAGUGAGAAUAAGCGGGAGUACAACCGGAGAGUUAGAGAAAUUGUGGAGCAGAGCUGGACUGCAGACUGAUACCACGAAAUAGUGGUUGUUGCAACCUCAAUCAGGGAGCUUCAAGGCUCCACUAUGUUGUGUUUCCAGAUACUUAUGUCCGAAAUUUUAAUUAUAGUGUAAAGCAUUCGUGCUGUUUCUAUGUGGUUUCUUGAUGGCUACUCCUCUAGAUUGGUGUUCAGUGCAUUGGGUUGUCAAGCAGCUCCUGUAGAUUAUGACUUGUAUUGGAUUUGCUUAGAAUGUGUUAGUUGCUCCAGCAAAGAUGGUUUUCAGAUACUUCCAUUUCCUCUCAAGUGUGGAUUUAACUUGAUAGCCUUGCAGACCUACUAUAUAGACCAGCAUUGUAUGAUCAUAUAUUCAAUCUAUAAAGAAGCAAUGACUUUUCAUGA
Molecule: messenger RNA, 1608 nt
Organism: Capsicum annuum
Lineage: Eukaryota; Viridiplantae; Streptophyta; Magnoliopsida; Solanales; Solanaceae
Product: ubiquitin-conjugating enzyme E2 2
Exons: 6
Coding region: 782-1240 (152 amino acids)
Biological process (GO): protein polyubiquitination; DNA repair; proteasome-mediated ubiquitin-dependent protein catabolic process
Molecular function (GO): ubiquitin conjugating enzyme activity
Source: RefSeq, a predicted model, not a curated record